Messenger RNA from Ustilago hordei, 2868 nucleotides. RefSeq lists its product as uncharacterized. Gene Ontology annotation, cellular component: mitochondrion. Lineage: Eukaryota; Fungi; Basidiomycota; Ustilaginomycetes; Ustilaginales; Ustilaginaceae. Bases 1 to 2868 code for a protein of 955 amino acids. The record is from RefSeq and is a predicted model, not a curated record. Gene Ontology annotation, biological process: ubiquinone biosynthetic process. The transcript has a single exon. Gene Ontology annotation, molecular function: oxidoreductase activity, acting on paired donors, with incorporation or reduction of molecular oxygen, NAD(P)H as one donor, and incorporation of one atom of oxygen; FAD binding.
AUGUCGAAGCUUACACGAACCACUUUGACGACGAGACCUCUUACCGCUGCUGCGAGUAAGUCGCUAUCCGCUCCUCGUCGCCCUGCUGCCCCUGCUUCAGCAGUCAAGGCUUCGACAAUACAAUCACGUCGACUUGCAACCCAAGCUACAAUCUCCCCUGCCAGCGCAGUAGCUCGUCCAUCUCGUCUGAUCUUCGCAGCCACACCUUCCUCAAGUCGCAAGCUGGCCACUUCAACCGCCCUCCCGAAUACAUCUCACCACAUUGACUCAGACAUUGUCAUUGUCGGCGGUGGGGUCGUCGGUCUCGGUCUAGCUUGCGAUCUCGUCGCCUCCAAAUCCUUCAACCCCUCCUCAACCCCCAAUUUCAACCCCAUCACUCUCAUCGAAGCAUCCGACCUUUCAAGCCUACGCACUUGGGCAGACGAUCGAGCAAAAUACCUUUCCUCCCAGCAAGCAUCUUCCUCCUCCUCCUUCUCAUCCUCCUCUGCACCACCUUUGUCCGACAACUUGGACUGGGAGAACCGAGUAAUCUCCCUCACAUCUGAAAACCUCAACUGGCUCAAACGCCUCGGUGUCUACCCUUAUCUCGUCGAACAUCGGCUGCGAUCGAUCAACUCUAUGCGUGUUUGGGAUGGUCUUUCAGGCGCUCUACUCGAUUUUGAUUCUUCCGACUUUUCCUCUUCCUCUUGCUCUUCCUCCAGCCCUAGCUCCACUUCUCAGAUCAGCGUGAUGGUCGAGAUUUCCAACCUCCAACAAGCUAUGCUGCAAUUCCUCGAACAGGGGCCCGGCAAGAACAUCUGCUCUAUCAAACAUGGUGCCAAAGUGGACUCUAUCCUUCCCGGCUCCAAGAUCCAAGCAGACAGCGAAGCGGUGGAGCAAGAUCCAUGGCCACUCGUGCAGUUGAGUACUGGAGAUGCUGUUCAGGCAAGGUUGUGCGUUGGUGCAGAUGGACCUAAUUCGCCCGUUCGAAAGUAUGCUGGCAUUGGUGAUUAUGGUUGGCCUUAUAACAGCAAGGGCUUCGUCGGUACUCUCAGGUGUAAGGGGCUAGAGAGUGGCGAGCCGAUGGUGGGAAAUACGGCAUAUCAGAGGUUCUUGCCCAGUGGAACGAUCGCCUUUUUGCCAUUGAGCCAUUCAAGCGGAUCGAUGGUUUGGACAUUAGAACCGCAAGUAGCCACUGCCUUGACCCAGUUGCAUCGUGAUACCGCCGGCUCUGUAGAUGAGCCUCUAGCGAGGUUGGUCGAUGCAGCUUUCCGUUUACCCUGGUCUCACAUCGAAAGGCUCUUCGAAAGAGUAAAGGCUUACACUCGAUACCCGUUGGCCGAAGGUCAAAAACGCGAUUGGAGCUGGCUCAAUUCCGAGAUCCCAACCGAAGCUCAGUGGGCAGAGCAGAGCCUCGGUCUUCUUUUACCAGAAAGUGGAACAGGUCAAGUACCGCCCAAGAUCGGGAGCAUUGAUGUUAAGAGUGUUGCCAGUUUCCCUUUGAACCUCAAACAUGCGGAUGCGUAUUUGGGGGCUUCGUUGAACAGCUCCUCCUUGUUGCCCUCUGGAUUUUUGGUUGGAGCGAUGGCAGCUCUUGGCCUAGCGCCCCAGGGUGCAGGGCAGGGGUCAGGGAGGGCAAGGACGGUGUUGGUGGGCGAUGCGGCUCAUACGAUCCAUCCUUUGGCUGGGCAGGGGUCAGGGAGGGCAAGGACGGUGUUGGUGGGCGAUGCGGCUCAUACGAUCCAUCCUUUGGCUGGGCAGGGGUUGAAUUUGGGUCUUGCGGAUGUAAGAGCGCUUUCACAGACGUUGAGCAAGGCCUUGGAUGCAGGAGCAGAUGUGGGCAGUUACAAUGCCUUGAAGGGGUACGCGAGGCAAAGGUAUUGGGAGAACCAAAAGAUGAUUUCUGCCGUCGAUCACUUGCAUUGGCUCUAUGCCGCUACACCGGUGCCACUCAGUCAGCAGGCUGAUGGUGGGAUGGCGCAGAGAGAAAGGGAUGGCUUGGUGAAAACCGCAGCGAAAGAGGCAAUGGGUAGAGGAGUCGUUUGGGCUAGGAGUACCGCGUUGGAAGUGAUCAAUGAGUUAGGGUUUGUUAAGAACGCAUUUAUGCGUCAAGCUGGUUCCACGGCUACCUCUGCUUCUAGUGCGCCAUGGCCAACUUGGAGAAGAACUUAUUCGACUUGCACCCGAAGAACGACUUUACCCAAGUUCUCAUUGGGCCAACAAGUGCGAAUGCACUCGUCGCACCCAUCUGGUCCUCUUGCUUCCGAUGCAUACACCUCUCCAGCGAAGCAAGAGAGUGCAGCAACAACCUCGACUCCCUCUCUCGCCUCCCUGACCCCAUCCCAACGCCGUGCAUUAGUCGACAUGCUCCGCGUUGACCACUCAGGCGAAAUCGCAGCAAACACCAUCUACCAAGGUCAAGCAGACAUCUUCGGUGCACUCGGUGACACCAAAAACAGGGAGAUGGCAAAGGAAAUGUGGGAAACGGAAAAGAAACAUCUCCAAGUCAUGCGUGCACUUCUGCGUCAACACAAUGUCCGUCCGUCGCUUCUUCUACCCCUCUGGUCAGCAGCCGGCAGGGCGCUGGGUGGUCUUACCGCGCUAUUGGGACCCAGAAGUGCCAUGGCCUGUACAGAAGCAGUCGAGAGCGUUAUUGGAGAACACUACGACGACCAAUUAAAUGAGCUCAAGACAAUCUUGGAGAAAGAACAAGUACAUGAUUCCUUACCCUUGCUGAGUGGCAUCAUCAAGGAGUUUAGAGAUGAUGAAUUGCAACAUUUGGAUACUGCCGUCCAGAACGAAAGUCAGCAAGCCGCUGGUCAUGCUCUUUUAAGUGCCCUCAUCGCAGUUGGUUGUAGAGGUGCCAUUUGGGUCGCCAGUCGUGUAUAA